AACCGCCACCCACAAUUCACAUUAAAAUCUGUCUUCUUUUAUUGCUAAUAUAUUAAUUAAGCAGAACAAAGUUGAAUAAAUAGAAAAUUCCUUAAAGUCUAAGUUCUUGAAAAUAAAGGGACAUUCUCAUAUUCAUUUUCAUAUAGUAACUGUGACAGUGGGGUGGACUGAACCAAAAAAGUCAAGAUUUACCAGCUACUAUUUUGGUUAUAGGAUCUGGGGUCUGUUCACUCUUUUGCUAACACAAAUUUAAAGGGCUAAUUCAGUGACUCAAACCUUUGAAAGUUUCUUCAAGACAAAGAAUUAGUUUAUGUGAGUACAUUUGGCAAAUCUUAUUAGUUUAAAACAUUCAUUAUGUUUGUUGUUUUUUCAAGAUUUUAUGUCGAUAUCUGACUAAUUCUACGUGAAAUUUUAUGAUAUAGAAUAUAUCUCAAGAUAGUCUGAGAUCAGUUAUGUACAGAUCAUUUGUCACUUGUGAUAAUCCCAAAGGUGUUAUUGAAGGUAAGACAAUUAAAAAAUCCAAGAUUGACCCUCAAAAUAUGGAAGAUCAUAAAGUUGGAAAACAAAAGGAUUCUAAGGAUAUUGCAAAAGAUUUGUUGAAAGGAGCUCUUGAUUUACAAGAGUCAAUAGUUAUGCUGGGGAAAUUGCAAGAAGCUUCAGAAUAUUUGACAAAGUUGAGGAAAAUGGGAAUUGGAAGGACCAAAUCCGAACGCGUUGCAGAUCACAAGUACGAUAAGGUGGAGUUUGAGAAGCCAAGAUUUUCUGUUGAUGGUUCGCGGGAUUGUUAUGAUGAGUUAAGGGAAGCGAUAAGAGAUGGUCUUGCUAGACAAAAUUUGUUGCCGUCAUGUUCAGAGAAGGCUCGUAUCGAUAGAAGAAAAGUAGAGUUAUCUCCGGAUUUCCCCUCUACUAGCUUCACUAGCUCGAGUGAGUCAUCGAUAGAAAAGUCUCGUGUUGUUGAUGGGAAAAAAGUGGUUUUAUCACCUGAUUUCCCGUCCACUAGCUCAAGCCAAUGUUCCAUGGUUCAAUAUCAAGAGUUUGCCUCUUUUGACUCUUCUCCAGAAAAGACUCAAAAGGAGAAGCCGAAAGCGCCAAAUUUGAUUGCAAGACUAAUGGGACUUGAAGAGAUUCCCACAACACAGAAACAACUAGAGAAGGAUAAGGUUUUGAAGCAGAGAAGGCCUAUAUUUGAAAUAGAUUUGCCAAAGGCAAAGAAGCCGCCUGUCAUCGGUCAGAGGGCGGAUCCAAAACGGAGAACAUUGGAUGGAAUAAUUGAAACCAUGCAAUUCAAAGGCCUUUUGAGAAGCAAGUGUAUUGAGGGAUCUAAUAAUGUGAUCUCUCAUCAAACUAGUGUUUCUCAUUUCUUGAAAAGUUUUGCCGAUGAUGCUCCACCUAUUGUGAUCAUGAAGCCAAUGUACGCUCCAGAAAUGCAGGCACAAAAGUUUCCUUCAGACACUAAAGAGACAUUUGGAAAAUGGAACUCAAAGGAAGAGAAUUCACCUGUGAAUUUCACUAUUUACCGGAAAUUGCAGACACGGAAGGUUCAGAAGACUAACUUCAUCGACGAAAAAGGAUCCAAGGAGGGUGGUGUAGCGCCUUCACGUCAAAAGACUAAUGAAGUUGUCAUUAAUGGAAAACUGCCUUCUACAAAGAAUAGAGAUUCUUCUCCUGUAAAGAAUAAGCAACCAAAGAAAGAAGCGAUAGAAAAAAAGGUUGAGAGAACUCAACGAGCUGUUGGCGCGAAGAAAUCUGGAGAAAUGAAAAAUGCUGAUCUCAAUAACACUGCUAAAUUUCAGGAUCAAAGCAAGAAGACCACUGCUAAAGUGAGGAAACCUGAGCGAAAGCCGAAUACACCAGAUAAACUUGUUGCGCCGCCAAAUAGUACUAUCUCAAAGCGCGUCAAAUCCAUUGCAACUAAUAACUCCAGAAAUAGGAAGAAGAAUGUCAAAACUGAAAAGUCUAUCAAGAGUUCCUCCAUUGUUCCUAUGGUUGAGAUUAUGGAACACAAGGAUGACAACAACCAGAUUGUGCACGCAGUUGAUCGAGACAGUAAUAUAACCAUAACCAAGAUUACAUCCUCUGAAGAGAUUCCCUGUGAGGAAGUGACUGAAAUCUUUGAAAAUGUUGUCAUUGAUAAUCUUAAUACUGAUGAAAGUUUCGCAUCUGAGUCUACCGUGCCAUUUAUCCAGUGUGACCAUGACAUCCCCCUAAUGGAGCACACCAGCUAUCAAGUUUAUCUACAUUCAACUGAAAAGGAAGACCUUAAAUCUAGAGCGACUACACGACACAUACUGUUGAGCAACGAAUCAUUCCUCAGUCGAGCAGAGGAGCUUUUCGAUACUGAUGCAUGGGAACCAACAGUAUGGAAAACAAUUAGUGUCGACAAUGAAAUGGCGGAAAACACACUCUUAUUGGAUUGUGCCAAUGAAUUAUUAGAACAUAAAAGGUCUCAGUGUACCCUGGCAGUAUCGAAAAAUCCCAUUAAGACGCUGAAAAUUUCCAUCUCCUUUGACAAGUUGGUGAAUGAUAUAUGCGACAAGAUUGAAGUCUUGAGAAGUUACAAUAAGGUUGAUGGCAAUAACCUUUCAGUUGACACUCUUUAUGCUUUGCAUGAAAGAGAUAUAUGGUGCAAUGAAGUAGUUAGUACAACAUGGGAUCUUGGUUGGAGAAAUGGAUUUACUUUAGAUGAGGUUGAACAAGUAGUGACUGACAUUGAGAAGCAUCUUUUAACUGGAAUUAUCGACGAUGUACUUACUGAGUUCGUACUAUAGUGACUGUACAUAUUCAGGUUGACAUACACAACAACAACAUACCCAGUAUGAUCCCACAUGUGAGGUCUUGGGAGGGUGGGGUGUACGCAUACCUUACCGCUACCUUGUGUGAGGUAGAUAGGUUGUUUCCGAUAGACGCUCGGAUCAAGAAAAGCAGGUUGACAUACAUAAUGUGUAAAUAAUAAAUCUUUUACUUCAUGGGGUGUAUAGUAUUAAAAGCUGGUUUUUUGGAGUUACAGAAUAACACAAAGCUGAAUAGUUCUAAUAAUUUGUUGCUGAAUUGAUCUUCAGAGUUGUAAAUUUAUUGCUGAAAAAGGAAUAUAGUGAUGUCUUUCUAUACAUGAUUUAUUUGAUUGCA
Nicotiana tabacum (common tobacco) is the source of this 3126-nucleotide messenger RNA. RefSeq lists its product as uncharacterized. The record is from RefSeq and is a predicted model, not a curated record. NCBI's taxonomy places the organism in Eukaryota, Viridiplantae, Streptophyta, Magnoliopsida, Solanales, Solanaceae.